Messenger RNA from Auanema sp. JU1783, 429 nucleotides. NCBI's taxonomy places the organism in Eukaryota, Metazoa, Nematoda, Chromadorea, Rhabditida, Rhabditidae. The record is from the annotation of a GenBank genome assembly.
AUGGAUCCCAAUCCAGUCAUCCUGAAGUCAGACAAGGAAUGGAUUAAUAUAUUUGUUGGUGGAGAGAUUUAUCCCAUUCAACUACGAACUCUUCUGACGUUUGAGAAUAACGGCCUCUAUUUUCGUGAACGAGUCGUAAAGGCCUCCGAAUUCAUGAUAAAGGUUUCGUGUGUUCAUUGGGAUUCCUCUCCUAAUCAUAUAAAGUAUCGAAUGGAUAUUGACCGAGAUGGUCAGCUAUUUCGUCACAUCUUACAAUACUUAAGAAAUGGAAGAAAGACAAGUCUGCCUGAUAAUCAGCCAUUCCUAUUGGAUCUCAUGCGUGAAGCAGACUUCUUCGGAAUGGAUGGUUUGAAAUAUGUGAUCAAGAAGAAACUUUGGAAACUUACAGGAAAAGCUAAUUAUUUUGCUUGUUAUUCUGACUCUGAGUAA